Molecule: messenger RNA, 631 nt
Organism: Cucurbita moschata (crookneck pumpkin)
Lineage: Eukaryota; Viridiplantae; Streptophyta; Magnoliopsida; Cucurbitales; Cucurbitaceae
Product: dCTP pyrophosphatase 1-like
Exons: 2
Coding region: 165-521 (118 amino acids)
Biological process (GO): nucleoside triphosphate catabolic process
Molecular function (GO): nucleoside triphosphate diphosphatase activity
Source: RefSeq, a predicted model, not a curated record
AGAGAGAGAGAGAGAGAGAGAGCGCGGCGAUUGCCAAAUCCUUCGACUCCAAGAAAAUCGUAUUCGCACAGAGUUUCAAUAAACUCGUUGCGUUAGGUUUCUGCGUGUUCUUCCUUCGUAAGCGCUGUUGGAGAGAGUGAUUUUAGGGUUUGAUCGUGAAGAAGAUGACUGGAAGUGAAGGAAGUGUGAGUUUGGAGGUUCUGAAGACGAAAAUGGCGGAAUUCGCUAAGGAAAGGGAUUGGGAGCGAUUUCAUAGCCCUAGAAAUCUCCUUCUUGCUCUGGUCGGAGAAGUGGGAGAGGUAUCGGAAAUAUUCCAAUGGAAAGGAGAAGUGCCGAAGGGGCUGCCGGAGUGGGAGGAGAAGGAGAAGGAGCACUUAGGGGAAGAGCUUUCCGAUGUGCUUUUGUAUUUGGUGAGAUUGUCUGAUAUUUGCGGCAUUGAUCUUGCUCAAGCUGUUCUUAGGAAACUUGAGCUCAAUGCAAUCAAAUAUCCAGUUCAUAAAUGGAAGAAUCACUCUGCUUGAACUCUAUUUUGAUCUAAUAUAUAUGAAUUAUUACUAGAGAAACUUAGAUUUUCCGUUGAAUUUUAGCCCUUAAAACUUUUUCAAAAAUUUGGAUCAUCGUUUCAAAAUUA